AUGCUCAAGCUGGUCUCCAGGCGAUGUUACAGUGUCCGCAAUGCAUUUAAAGUGUUUCCUAGUACUUUCGCGGCGGGCCAGUGGUCGUGGGACGUUGAUUUGCGGGGUCUUCGGAAAGAAUACCGAUCUUUACAAGCGCAAGAGCACCCGGAUACCAAUUGCAACUCAGAUUCGAGCCGAAGCUCGGAAUUGAACCAUGCGUACCAGACAAUUCGGGUGCCAUUACUGCGAGCACAGCAUAUCUUGAAAACGCAGGCCGGGUUGGACCUGGACAACGAGGCGGGGGCGCAGAACAUCGCGCAACAGGACCCCAACUUGCUGAUGCGGGUUCUGGACGUUCACGAGGAGCUGGAGACACUGGGCAGCGAGGAGGAUGUGCGGAGGAUAGCGCUAGAGAAUCGAGCACGGAUGGCGGAGCUAAACCGGCAGCUGGGAGAGGCGUUUGGCAGACAGGACUGGGACCGCGCGGCGCAAUUGACGGUGGAGCUGAAGUAUUGGACGAGUCUGGACCGGGCGGUGAAGGAAUGGGAACCAGGUAAGAGACUGGAACUACACCACUGA
Molecule: messenger RNA, 561 nt
Organism: Lachancea dasiensis
Lineage: Eukaryota; Fungi; Ascomycota; Saccharomycetes; Saccharomycetales; Saccharomycetaceae
Source: the annotation of a GenBank genome assembly